AUGGGACUUUUUGAGUGGCUUGUGAUGCCAUUUGGUCUCGCCAAUGCUCCUGCCACUUUCAUGCGAUUGAUGCAUGAGCAUAACAAUUUGUAUGCCAACUUUUCCAAGUGUUCUUUUGGUGAGACAUCUAUCUCUUAUCUUGGGUAUAUCAUUGAUGCACAUGGUGUUCAAGUGGAUCCUGUGAAAGUGGAAGUUCUUUUCAAGUGGCCUACUCCUUCAAAUAUCACUGAAUUGAGGAGUUUUCUUGGUCUUGCCAACUUCUACCACAAGUUUAUUCUACAUUACUCAAACAUUGCCACACCUUUGCACCAAUUAGCAAAGGCCAGUGUUGCAUUCAAGUGGACAAAAAUUCACUCUCGUGCUUUCAACACAUUGAAAGAAAAAUUAUGUUCAACACAUGUUCUUGUUCAACUAGAUCUCUCACAACCUUUUGAGAUUGAGACAUAUGCUUCACAGUAUGCACUUGGAGCUGUUUUGAAGCAAAAUGGUCAUCCUGUGGCCUAUCAUUUAGAAAAAAUUUCUUCUGCUAAAAGGAACUACUCCACAUAUGAUAAGGAAUUAUAUGCAUUGGUCAAAGCCAUCAAGUAUUGGAGGCAUUAUCUUUUGGGGAAAGAAACUGUUGUUCACACUGAUCACUUGCCUCUACAAUUUCUUCAAUCUUAG
This is a messenger RNA of Cryptomeria japonica (Japanese cedar), 663 nucleotides long. RefSeq lists its product as uncharacterized. The transcript is spliced from 2 exons. Lineage: Eukaryota; Viridiplantae; Streptophyta; Pinopsida; Cupressales; Cupressaceae. The record is from RefSeq and is a predicted model, not a curated record. Bases 1 to 663 code for a protein of 220 amino acids.